Striga hermonthica is the source of this 1281-nucleotide messenger RNA. NCBI's taxonomy places the organism in Eukaryota, Viridiplantae, Streptophyta, Magnoliopsida, Lamiales, Orobanchaceae. The record is from the annotation of a GenBank genome assembly.
AUGACUAUUCUCGUUGCAUCCCUAACAUUUCUCCUACUCCUCCUCCUCUCCACCACCACCGCUCGCCCAACGAAAGCAAUCCCGACCACCCUCCACCCGACCACGAGGCUUCCCUUGCUCAACUUGGACAGAUUGUCCAGCUCAGAAGCUCGAAUGAGAAGAGACGCCGCCCGCAUGGCCGUCUUGGUCGGCCAAGUCUUGGACGACGACGACGACUACAACAGGAUCAUUUUGGGCUAUAUCCCGGGCGCGGCAGCCGUGAUAGUCAGCAUCGGCACCCCGCCCGUGGACCAAAACCUAAUGGUGGACACAGGUAGCGAUCUCUUGUGGCUGCAGUGCAAGUCGUGUGACGAAUGCUUCACGCAACGCGACCCGACGUUUGAUCCAAAAAUGUCCAGCUCGUACAAACGAGUCCCUUGCGCGGGCUCGGAUAACCCAAACGCCUGCGACAGACUCGACGGGGACAACCGCGGGUGCGAUGACAAUGGCUUCUGCACGUACAACUACAAUUACAUGGACGAGUCCUACUCGAAAGGAGCCCUAGCCCUCGAGACCGUCACGAUCGGCGACGUGAACGUCACCGACAUGCCCGUAGGUUGUGGUCUGUCCAACAAACUCAAGGCGAUAGGAGUUGACGGGAUCCUCGGCCUGGGCGGCGGGACAUACUCGUUCCUGAGCAAGUCGGGCAGCGCGUUGAGCUACUGCCUGAGGGCUAGUAGCGGAACAGUCGACGGUGGGUGGCUCGACUUCAAUAGGUCUGAUUUUCCCUCUGAUGGGACCGUGUGGGUCCCGCGUGUCAUCAACCGGAUGAGACCGACGUCUUACUACGUCGGGCUCACGGGCAUAGGUGUCAACGGGGAACGGGUGCAGGGAGUGACUGCGGACACGUUCCGGAUAACGGACGGGGGCGACGGAGGGGCGAUAAUCGACACUGGGACGACGAUCACGAUGCUUCCGAAUGAUGCCUACGUGGCGCUACGGGAUGCGUUCCGGGCGAAGAUGGUGGAUAGGCAGCCGUCGACAUUCGACUUCCUCGACACAUGCUAUAAUGUGAGUGAGUCGGAUACGAUACCUACUGUCUCGUUGUACCUCUCAGACAAGUCGAGCCCGAGCAUUACGAGCAAGAGACCGUUGUUCUAUGUGGGCGGAGGCGUGGAAUGCCUUGCUUUCACCGUGUCAUCGACGAGCCUUACCAUAAUCGGCAACAUUCAACAACAAGGGACUCGGAUCACUAUCGACGCGUCGAGCGACAAUAUCGGGAUCACGCCCGAUGUUUGCUGA